ACUAUAAAUAGAGGGAUCCGUGCCAUGAACUUACUACUACAUUCAUCAUUACACAUUCGAUUAAUACUUGAGAAUUUAAAAAAAUGGCGCGUUUCUCUGGUUUACACCUUCUCUUCUUCUCCUUCAUCAUAGCUACAGGCACAGUUACCGUCGUAUCCGGCACCGUCUUCACCGUCGUGAACAGCUGCAGUUUCCCCGUCUGGCCGGGAAUCCUCACCGGAGACAACGGUGUACAACUCAACGACGGGGGAUUUGAAUUAGCCCCAGGAGCUUCCGUCGAUGUAACCGCACCUGCGGGAUGGUCUGGCCGAAUAUGGGGGCGAACGGGCUGCAACUUCGAUGGCUCCGGCGCGGGAAGUUGCCUCACCGGAGACUGCGGCAACAAACUAAAAUGCGCAGGCGCAGGAGGAGUUCCACCGGUCACACUCGCCGAAUUCACAAUCGGCACUGGUGGCGGGCAGGACAACUACGACGUAAGCCUGGUCGAUGGUUACAACAUCCAGAUGGCACUCACAACGCGUGACGGCUCAGGCGAUUGCCAAAACGGUGGAUGCGAUUCGGACCUGAACGGGAGCUGUCCGAACGACCAACGCGUUAUGGACGGAGCGAACGUUGUGGCGUGUAGGAGCGCAUGCGAGGCAUUUAAAAAGCCUGAGUAUUGUUGCACCGGUGCGUUCGAUAAACCGGAGACUUGCCCGCCGACGGAAUUGUCGAAGAUAUUUAAAGCAGCUUGCCCUAGAGCGUAUAGCUACGCUUACGACGACCGUAAUACGAGCCUUUUUACUUGCACCAAUGCUAAUUACUCCAUCGUUUUCUGUCCCAAAGCAUAGAUACAUCCAUUACCAUUAUCAUUAUUAGCAACUAGUAUUAUGUACCGUGUAAUCGCUGAAUGCAAUAAACGCUUUUGCGGGAUGUGAUAAAUUCCGCAGGCUGAUAUUAUAAGAAAUAAUAAACCUACAGAAUGAAAUUUAUGAAAAAA
Molecule: messenger RNA, 979 nt
Organism: Brassica napus (rape)
Lineage: Eukaryota; Viridiplantae; Streptophyta; Magnoliopsida; Brassicales; Brassicaceae
Product: pathogenesis-related protein 5
Exons: 2
Coding region: 84-830 (248 amino acids)
Biological process (GO): defense response
Cellular component (GO): extracellular region
Source: RefSeq, a predicted model, not a curated record